Leguminivora glycinivorella is the source of this 2375-nucleotide messenger RNA. RefSeq lists its product as uncharacterized. The record is from RefSeq and is a predicted model, not a curated record. The transcript has 5 exons. NCBI's taxonomy places the organism in Eukaryota, Metazoa, Arthropoda, Insecta, Lepidoptera, Tortricidae. Bases 117 to 1778 code for a protein of 553 amino acids.
AAAGUUUUAAGUGAUGCGAAGCUACGAAACAUGUUGGAAGUAAUGAAGAAUCUAAACGUUUAAAAUGGUAAAAAAAAUCAGGUUAAUAGACAUGAACACAUCCUAAACCUCAAGUAAUGUUGACUCUAACCUGCACAUCAUUGUUGUUACAAUUGAUAACCAAGAGCACUGCACUGACAAAACCGGAUAACAUAGAAAAGUACUGGAAAACAACCUAUGUAACCGACCAUGUGCCAGACUAUUGGAAUCAUGGGCCGAUCUUUAUUCCUGGAGUAUCAGUUGUCAAGAAACCAGACAUCUUUCCAUCAUGGUUACCUAAUAAAGAAGUAUCAAGUACUACAGAACAUAAAUCUACAGAGAAAGUGACAGUAACUCAAGUUUCUGUAACAGAAACUGAGAAGACGCAAACAACAGUAACUGAAAAUGAACCUCCAAGUGAUAAAGAUGUUUACUCUACACGUCUUGAACCUACCACACCACCAUACCGAACUGUUGCGUUAGAAAAAUCAGUAAGGAAAGGAAAGGAAGAUGAAACAACAGAAGUUGAAAUCACUAAAGCUGAAACCACUACAGUUUUAGCAACGAGAGGAUAUCGUGAAGAAAUGGAUCCAGUUAUGAGAGGGCUUGAAGAGCCUACAUCGGAGCCAUUUUCCGUGUUUUUACGGAAAUUAUUAAUCGUUUUGUCAACUAAAAGGGAUGACGAUUUGCCAUUGCUGAAGGAUCAAUUCAGAGAAUAUGUACACAUCUUGCUUAACACCGGUAAGCUAAAUGCAUUGGGUGUCAAAAUCAGUGCGUACAUCGCAACAAGGCUUUUAAUAUUAGAGGAUUACCCCUCAGACGCGAUGCAUGAUUUUUUUGAUAAACUUCAUAAAAAGCUGGCCGACAGAAACAAGGCUCUUCCCAAAGAAGUGAACCAUAUUUUGGACUACAUGGAUGAUACAUACAUUGAGGCAGAAGAAGAAGCUAUGCAGGUGGUCUUAAGGGAGACCUAUCUGUAUCCUAAUACUAAAAACAAAAAUAAAAUUGCUCAAGGAUUUGUAGAUUUCGUGUUCCUGAAACCGCUGAUGAGAGUAGUAGGAACCUCAAGAGGCAAGGUUCUGAUAAAUAUGAUUACAAAUGCUCUAGUAAAACUAGCAACGCCUGCAGACUUGUUACAAACCCCAAAGUAUUUAGCAUACAAUCGUAAAUACUUAAAGGAACCAAAAAAUGUCAAACACGAGUCUAGCAUUGACACAGAUGAACAUAUGCUAAGUAAAGAAAGUAAAGACGAUGAAAGUACAGAUUUAUCUGGCAUCAGUAGUGAUUUAAGUGAAAGUUCCGAAUUCACAAGUUCUAGCGAGGCAAGUGAGAGCAGUAAGGAAAUAAAAGAACGUACGGAAUACGAGUUUAGAAAUAAUAGAACAAUAAAAUCUGCGUAUCUUAAGAAAACAUACAUAUUUAGCAGUAGAGAAACACCGAGUAACAGGUCUAUGAAUGAAAAACAAUAUGGUCAACGAAAUUCUGACAAAAGUAUUCCAUCAAGUACAUUCACAUAUACUACAUCUAAUGAUGAUGUAAAAACGACUGAAUCUAGUGAUAUUGAAACGGUACUAGAAUCUAAAAUAUAUGAUAUUUUUAAAAGUAUGGGUAACGUAAACCACAAUACAUCUAGAACAUUGAAAUACAAGGUCACGACAAAGCUCAAAGUUGAUAAGCGCGCGGAAGAUAGUGACAUAGAAUUAGAGAGAGAAGUAGAUAGAAAUAUUUCUAUAGUGUUAAAUAAAUUAUUGAACAAAUAAAAUGUUUCUUAGUAUGUAUUGUCUUCAGUUAUAUUACGGAGUCAGUCACUCAUGAAAGUAAAACUAUGGAAACUAAUUAUAUAGCGUGUAGCAGAGUUGUAUCAUGGCCGUGCAUGUUAUCAACUCGUUCCCAUGGAACGUGUUAGUUUUAGUUCACAUAGACAAAUAUUAAAUGGAAUUAUUCAUUAUAGUUUAAAGUUUCAUUAACAAAUCUAAUGGUACCUUUAAACUUGGGAUUUCUCUUGAGACAUUCAUCUUAUUUCUUAUUUAUUGAAUCAAACAUCUUAUAUAAGAACUUAAAGAAUACAAUGUCAGUUUAUCAACUUGUAGCCAUGUCUCACUUAUGUGUGUUUACAGUAGGCAUACGUCGUUGAAUUUAUUAGUAUUACAUUACAAUCCACUGGAAAAAUAAACUACCAAAACUACUAGGCAUAUUUUUUAUUCUAAAUUAUCCCGAAUCAACACAAAUAGUAAUGUACAAAAACCGGCCAAGUGCGAGUCGGACUCGCCCACCGAGGGUUCCGUACAAACUUUCUUUCAAACUACCUAGUAAAAAUAAUCUCAUAUUUUCAUAUAACUCUAAUGACUUGACUAGAA